GACAGAGAGAAGGUCUCCCUGGUGAGGAAUCUCAUUCUGGGGGCUGCCUUGCUUGAGAACCCCAGUGAUGAACGGCCUUCUCCCACUGGCUUGGUUCCUCAUUUGUAAUGUUCCUGCUGUGCCCGGGGGCUUGUUGGAGCUCAAGUCCAUGAUUGAGGAGGUGACCAAGAAGGACGCCCUGAUGAGCUAUGGCUUCUACGGCUGCUACUGCGGCUUGGGCGGUCAGGGGACCCCCAAGGACGGCACCGAUUGGUGCUGUUGGGCGCAUGAUCACUGUUAUGGGCGGCUGGAGGAGAAAGGCUGCCAAAUCUGGACACAGCCAUAUACAUACAGAUUUGCACGGGGACUGGUCACCUGCGGGUCUGGGUCCUUCUGCCAACAGCAGCUCUGCACCUGUGACCAGAAGCUUGCCCACUGUCUAAAGAGGAACCUGAGGAGCUACAACACUUGCUACUUAUACUUUCCCCAAGUCUUCUGCUGACCGAGGCUUUUUUCCCCUUCUCCUAUAUCACGGAGCUCACUCAUGCUGCUGGGCUCUUUGCUGCUGGGCUCUUGAGAGAGGCUCCUGAUCUCGGCCCUCCUUCUCUCUCCAUGGCCCACGGGGCUCGGAGGAGCCCCACGGCCACUCUUCAUGCUGCACAGAGUCCCAGGAGAGGGACUCUGCUGGUAGGACAUGGUAAGGUCAGGGUCCCUGACCUCCGCUUGGGAGCUCGCCCCUAGCUCCGGGCCGGCUAUCUCCCCCUUACCCUGAAGACAGCACCACCCCCCAAUCCAGGAAGAUGCAUUUACUUUUCAGUUUCUGCAAUCUUGGAUUCUCACCACCACCCUCUAGA
Molecule: messenger RNA, 833 nt
Organism: Lontra canadensis (Northern American river otter)
Lineage: Eukaryota; Metazoa; Chordata; Mammalia; Carnivora; Mustelidae
Gene: PLA2G5
Product: phospholipase A2 group V
Exons: 5
Coding region: 68-481 (137 amino acids)
Biological process (GO): phospholipid metabolic process; negative regulation of T cell proliferation; arachidonate secretion
Molecular function (GO): phospholipid binding; calcium ion binding
Source: RefSeq, a predicted model, not a curated record